CCUCCCUUUACCUCCACUAAAUUUAAUUACCCUAAAAAUGGGAAAAUAUAUCUUUUUAUAUUUUACUUUAUUUAUUUUUUUCUUUUUUAGCGGCAUCCAUUUUCCAAGCUGCCAGAUUAAACACAAAACACCAAAUCACACUCACUCAAUACAAACACAAUUACCAAAUCCACUCUGUUUUCUUCUUCUUCUUCUUCUUCUUAUUCUUUUUUCUCUCUCCUCCCUUUCCUUUCCUUCCACUUCACCCCAAAAAUUCAAAGAAUCUGAAUUCCAACAUUUAAAGAAUCUGAAUUUCAACAAUUCAAUUCAUUCCAAUUGAUCAAUAAAUGUCGAAUUUCCAAGGUUUAGAAUUGGAAAAAAGGCACACGCCGGAAAAUGACAUGGAGAGAGGACCUCCCACGACGGAAGCUGGCGGAACAGAGGUCGGUGUUGGGUCAGUUCUCCGGCGAUGGAAGAGAGAUGAUUUUAUCAGAAAAGGGUCAUUGGCUUUGAGAGCUUUGGCUUUUGUGUUUUCAUUACUCUCCUUUAUUAUCAUGGCGAGUAACAAUCAUGGUGGCGGGAAAGAAUUCGGGGAUUAUGAAGAAUAUAGGUAUUUGUUGGCAAUAGCAAUAUUAUCGUCCAUAUAUACAGGAUUGCAAUGUUUUAGACAUGUUCAUCAAUUAUCCAGUGGGAAACAAUUUGUUGAUCUCAAGACUUCAGCUUUGAUUGAUUUUGUUGGAGAUCAGAUAACGGCAUACUUUUUACUGUCAUCAGCAUCUUCGGCGAUUCCUAUUACAAACAGAAUGCGGGAGGGAGCAGACAACAUUUUCACAGAUUCAUCCGCAGCAGCCAUAAGCAUGUCUCUUCUGGCUUUCAUUUCAUUGGCAUGUUCAGCUGUUGUUUCAUUUCAUAAGCUCUCCACUCAAUCAUUUAUAUGAAAACUUGCUCUUAUCAAAUAGGAUUACUAAUAAUGUAUACAUUCUUCAACUUUAUUCUUUACACACUGUAUAGUCUUUGCAUAUCAUAUACUUGAUUACUGAGCUCGCCUUUCUUCAUUGUAAAUUAGUAUACCUGAUUUGAGAUUAGAAAUGCACACCUACAGUUGUUCA
Molecule: messenger RNA, 1088 nt
Organism: Spinacia oleracea (spinach)
Lineage: Eukaryota; Viridiplantae; Streptophyta; Magnoliopsida; Caryophyllales; Amaranthaceae
Product: CASP-like protein 4B1
Exons: 3
Coding region: 327-917 (196 amino acids)
Source: RefSeq, a predicted model, not a curated record